Molecule: messenger RNA, 616 nt
Organism: Cydia strobilella
Lineage: Eukaryota; Metazoa; Arthropoda; Insecta; Lepidoptera; Tortricidae
Exons: 2
Coding region: 83-616 (177 amino acids)
Source: RefSeq, a predicted model, not a curated record
CGGACAGAUGCGUGACAUAAUUAAAGUAUAAAAGCAUGGUUAUAAUGCUAGUAUUUGCCAUAAUAAUACAAAAUUAGCCACAAUGAUUGCUAAAUAUUUGUUAGGAUUAUUCUUAUGUCUGCUAAUCGCAGUAAAUAUAGCUAGUGCUGGUACUUUAAAACGUAUUCCGAUGAAAAUAAAUGUCAAAGAAUUCAUUUUUGAUAAUACCGAUGAAUUCUCCGAGAAAAUAUCUGAAGAGAUGUCUUAUGAAAGUAGCGAGGAAAUUACCUACGACAACACUGAGGACUUGAUCAUAAGAAUGAUCAGGGGGAUGAUUUAUGAAAAAUCCUCAAAAAAUUCAUAUAAAAAGACCAAGGAGGUGACGAUCAAAGGGACUACAGAUAAUUCCUCUAACAAGAUUAAGGGCCCUGUCUCCGGAGAAACUUCAGAGAAUUCCUCCGGUAUGUCUAAGCCUGUCUCUGGAGAAACCGCAGAGAACUUAUCCGGUAAGAGCAAGGGGGUUGUCUCCGGAAAAUCAACAGAGGACACCAAGAGCUCCAUAAAGGUCAAGAGGGCUGUCUCCGGGAAGACCAUGGCGGAUUUCUCUGGAAAGACCAGGCAGGCUGUCUCUGAUUAA